UAUUUUACAUUAUUAUAAUUACAUUUUGUUGACUAGAUUAGAUUUGUAAUUGUCCCCAUGCUGGCUGCAAUGUGGUCAUGUAUUACGAACUUUUUCACGUACGAAACCACCAAAUCUGUGGUGGUCAAAAGCUGGACCAUUGGAAUCAUUAACCGAGUGGUACAACUGCUAAUUAUCACCUAUUUUGUCGGGUGGGUGUUCCUUCAUGAAAAGGCCUAUCAGUCCAGAGAUACGGCCAUCGAGUCCUCAGUCAUGACCAAAGUCAAAGGCUUUGGAAUCUACAAUGGCAGAGUGAUGGACGUGGCCGACUACGUAGCCCCCACACAGGGAGCUUCAGUCUUCUGCAUCAUCACCAAAAUGAUAACCACAGAAAACCAAUUCCAAGGAUUUUGCCCAGAGAGUGAAAAAAAAUACAUUUGCGAAACAGAUAGUCACUGCAAAGCUGGGAAAAUUGGGGGCAAUGGAAUCCUGACAGGAAAAUGUGUCAUGUGGAAAGGUGGCAAUAAAACAUGUGAGAUCCAGGGCUGGUGUCCGGCCGAAGUGGACACCAUCAAAACCAUACCAAUGCCAGAGGUGGAGAACUUCACUAUUUUCAUCAAGAACAGCAUUCGCUUCCCAAAAUUCAACUACACAAAAGGCAACUUCCUUCCAACCAUUACACAAGACUACAUCAAAACUUGUAAUUACGACAUGGUGAACAACACAUACUGCCCCAUUUUUCGAGUCGGGGACGUGAUUCGGUACGCACAACAAAACUUCUCCGCUCUCGCAAGUCAGGGUGGAGUGAUUGGGAUAAAAAUCGGUUGGGUGUGUGACCUGGACAAGUCUGAUAACAAAUGUAACCCCGAAUACUCCUUCACUCGACUGGACGCCAUGUCACAGAAGACCGUCGUUUCGCCAGGAUACAACUUCAGGUUUGCCAAGUACUAUAAGACAGACAAUGGCACUGACUAUCGGACUCUCAUCAAAGCCUACGCCAUUCGGUUUGAUGUGCUGGUCAAUGGAAAUGCAGGGAAGUUUGACAUGAUCCCCACACUAAUCAACAUGGUGGCUGCCUUCACCUCAGUGGGAGUGGGUACUGUGCUGUGUGAUAUUAUUCUACUUAACUUCCUGAAAGGAGCAGAGCAAUACAAAGCCAAGAAGUUUGAGGAGGUAUCAGAUGAUGCGGUGCAUGACUCCCACAGUAACGGUCUGUGCCGCUCACAGCUUUCCCUCCGGAACACCGACAUCCUCAUGAAAUCCAGUGACUCCGGGGCCUUUUCCAUCGAGCACUACACAUGAGAGACACCGCCUGUAGUGUUAUAUCUGUACACUUAUUUUAGAGACAAACUAUAUAUGACUGUUGUAUGAUUAUAUCUAAACCGCAUGAACACAUUUGCAUGGUAGUAAAUCAAAAACUAACAAAAAUAAGAAAAGAGAAUCUAUAGGAAAACUUUUUUUUUAAAUUAAAUGUAAAAACAUGAAGGAAGUCAAGAAGUUGAGCGUAUGUUACUGUACUAAUCAGGUUAGAAUAAGCAUAACCACAAUCUUGUAGAAAUGACUAAACUGUAGUUAUAUACUACUACACACUGAGUUUAUGAUAUCAGAUAUGUUAAAUGCAUUUAGACUAAUAAAAGUCUCAAAAAGACAG
Messenger RNA from Boleophthalmus pectinirostris (great blue-spotted mudskipper), 1630 nucleotides. RefSeq names its product P2X purinoceptor 3-like. Gene Ontology annotation, biological process: monoatomic cation transmembrane transport; response to ATP. Gene Ontology annotation, molecular function: ATP binding; extracellularly ATP-gated monoatomic cation channel activity; purinergic nucleotide receptor activity. The record is from RefSeq and is a predicted model, not a curated record. Gene Ontology annotation, cellular component: plasma membrane; nuclear inner membrane. NCBI's taxonomy places the organism in Eukaryota, Metazoa, Chordata, Actinopteri, Gobiiformes, Gobiidae. The transcript has 12 exons. The coding region runs from base 58 to 1281 and encodes 407 amino acids.